AUGAGGACGCUGACUUCCGAGCGCGUUAGGGAGUCUGUGUUUGUUGAGGAUGUGGCCAUGGUCUUCACCCAGGAAGAAUGGGACCUGCUGGAUGUCGCUCAGCGGAAACUCUACCGAGAUGUCAUGUUGGAAACCCUGGGGAACCUGGCCUCCGUAGGUAAGAACGGAAGUUUCCUUCGUGCUGGGCUUUCCCAGAAGCACUGGCUUCACGGUGCCCUGAGAGAGUUUCAGCGUGGGAGCUUAACUUACAGUGUGGAGAACGUGUGUGAGGGUAAUGCAGGCAAGCUUUCGCAGUGUGAGGAGACGUUCAUCCAGAUCCCAGACGUCACGGUGACCAGCAGUAGUCCUGCAGAAACGGAACCGUUCGAGUGCUACAAGUUUGGAGAACCCUUCGUGGGGCCUUCCUCGUAUUACCAUCAGGUCUCACCUUACACGGGAUAUGCCUGUGAGUAUAAGGAGUGUGGAGACGCCUGCGGUUACCCCAAUAACCCUCUCCCCACUUCUCUGAGAACCCUGAGACCUCAGGAACCCCCCCAGGAAGAGACAGUGUGUGGGAAGGACUUGGGUUGUUUGCCGACCUUUAAGGAUCCCAUGACCGCACAGACCGGUGAGAAAUGCUAUGAAUGUAACAAAUGUGGGGAAGGCUUCUGCAGUUUCUUCUCGUUCUGGACACACGUAGUCGGGAACGAGUGUGAAUACGAAGAGAGCUACAAGUCAUACAGUUGUCCUCCGUCCCUGAUUCUACGUAACUCGUUUCCUAACCGAGGGAAGGCUUACGUCUGUAAGGAAUGUGGGAAAGUCUUCAGUUACUCCUCUUCCCUGACCGUCCAUCUGCGGACUCACAGCGGGGAGAGACCUUACAAGUGUAACGAAUGUGGGAAAGCCUUCACUCAGUCCUCAAAGCUGAUUAUCCACGUCAGGAUUCACCGUGGAGAGAAGCCUUACGAUUGUACCAUAUGUGGGAAAGCUUUCAGGUGUUCCUCCGCCCUCACUAAGCAUAUAAGAAGACACAGUGGGGUGAGGCCUGUGGAAUGUACGGAAUGUUGGAAAGCCUUCAGUGACUCUUCGGCCCUCACUAAGCAUAGAAUCAUCCACAGCGGAGAUCGCCCUUUUCAGUGUAGCGAUUGUGGGAAAGCUUUCAGUCGCUUCUCAACCCUGACUGAACAUAUGAGAACUCACAGUGGGGAGAAACCGUAUGAGUGUCCGGAAUGUGGGAAAGCCUUCAGGUGUUCCUCCGGCCUCACCAAACACAGAAGGAGCCAUAGCGGAGAGAGGCCUUUUGAAUGUCAGGAGUGUGGGAAAGCCUUCAGCGUUUCCUCAGUCCUCACUAAGCAUAGACGAACUCACAGUGGAGAGAGGCCUUAUGAAUGUCAGGAGUGCCAGAAAGCUUUUAUAAGUUCCUCUUCCCUCACGGAACAUAGAAGGACGCACACUGGGGACCGGCCGUAUGAGUGUCAGGAGUGUGGGAAAGCGUUCAGACGUUCUUCACACCUUACCGCUCAUAGAAGAACUCACAGUGGAGAGAAACCUUACAAAUGCAACCUGUGUACUAAAACCUUCAGCCGUUCCUAUUCCCUGUCUCUACACAAACGAAAUCACAGCGGAGAUAGGCCUUUUGUAUGUCAGGUAUGUGGGAAAACCUAUAAUCGUCCUUCAGACCUCGCUAAACAUAGUAGAAAUCACAGUGACAGCAUUCCUUAA
Chrysochloris asiatica (Cape golden mole) is the source of this 1701-nucleotide messenger RNA. Its product is annotated as zinc finger protein 135-like. Gene Ontology annotation, biological process: negative regulation of transcription by RNA polymerase II; regulation of immune system process; regulation of cytokine production. The coding region runs from base 1 to 1701 and encodes 566 amino acids. NCBI's taxonomy places the organism in Eukaryota, Metazoa, Chordata, Mammalia, Afrosoricida, Chrysochloridae. The record is from RefSeq and is a predicted model, not a curated record. The transcript is spliced from 3 exons.